AUGUCUCUCAACAACGAGACCCCUCUUGAAAUUUUGAUUCUUGGUGGAGGCGUGGCAGGCCUCACGGCUGCCAUGGCCCUGGCUAAAUUCUCACCUGAGUCGGCACCACCGAAAAUUCGAGUCUUCGAGAUUCGUCCUAAGCCUGGUGUCAUUGGCGGAGCGGUCAAUCUGACACCGAACGCGCUGAGACUGCUCGAUCGUCUAGGUGUCCUGCCGAUAAUGAGAGAGAAUGACUAUGGCAUGGAGAUUGAUUGCAUCGAGGUCUUCAGUGUGUACCAACCAGUGCAGUUGGGAGAGUCAAGCUUCAGAGGACCGGAAGGUAAAGGUCUUGGAGAUCCGCCGUACAAAGCUUUACGAGUCACUCGUGCAGAUGUCAUGAAAGCCCUUGUGGAAGCCGUCGAGAAGUGUCCGAAUGUCGAAUUUACCUGUGGAAAGAAGACCACUAAGAUUGAUGAGGACGAUGAGAAAGGCGUCACACUGACUUUCGAGGAUGGAACCACUGCUCACGGAGACAUGCUCGUAGGCUGUGAUGGUAUUCACAGUGUCACUCGUCUGAAGCAUGUCGAGCCCGAGCGAAAGGAAAUCUACGCUGGCAUUGCAAACGCCUUCGGCUUUGCACCUCUAAACAAGGACAAUCCCAAGAUCCAAGAUAUUAGCCAACUGCAUUUCAACAAGACAGCCAUCAACUUCGCACGACGCGGAAUGAUGUUGUCAAGUUUCUACGAGCCGACGAAGACUUCAGUCUAUGUAGGCGGUGUGUUGCAGGUGCCAGAAAUUGCGUCCAGGGAUGGUUGGAAAGUCCGUGGUGCCGACCAAGAGCUCACGAAGAAAGAUAUGCGAGAGAGGUUUGCUACUGACGAUGUGGUAUUCGAUGACCUCAAAGCUCUAAUCGACACUGCUGAGGAUUGGUUCAUGUGGCCCAUCUUUACUCUGCCACCUGAAGGCCGCUGGGCGACCCAACGCACGAUGCUCUUGGGAGAUGCAGCUCAUGCCAUGCCGCCACAAGGCGAAGCCACAGGCAUUGUACUCGAAGACACCGUGCUCUUUGCAAGAUGUCUGGCAAGACAACAAGAACUGGGCACCGGAAGCUUUAGCGACGCAUUUGCAGCCUACGAAAGACUGCGUAGAGACCGCAUCAAUGCCGCUUUCAAGGAAUCCGGAGCUGUCGUAAAGACUGUCCAGGAUGCCGGCUGGUUGGGUCACAAGAUCAAAUGCUUUGUUGUGCCAUGGUUCUUGUGGUUUACCAGUGGCAAGCGAGAGAAGCACUUUACUGAGGAUGUCACCACUUCUGAUCUUGGAUUCUGA
Messenger RNA from Aureobasidium melanogenum CBS 110374, 1305 nucleotides. RefSeq names its product FAD/NAD(P)-binding domain-containing protein. Lineage: Eukaryota; Fungi; Ascomycota; Dothideomycetes; Dothideales; Saccotheciaceae. The record is from RefSeq and is a predicted model, not a curated record. The transcript is spliced from 3 exons. Bases 1 to 1305 code for a protein of 434 amino acids. Gene Ontology annotation, molecular function: FAD binding; monooxygenase activity.